AUGAUUCAUGUGGCCCACACCUGAUAUUCCCAUGCAGGAUCCUCUAGCCCGGAAGACAAAUAUCAGUCAGUGAGAACUGACAGGAUGGCCACCUGGGAUCUGGCAAUAGGAGUGAUCUUCUUAAUACAGACUGUGGUUGGAAUCCUGGGGAACUUCUGUCUUCUUUACCAUUAUUUCUUCCUUUAUUUCACUGCAUGUAGGCCAAGGUCCACAGAUUUGAUUAUCAAAAACCUGAUUGUAGCCAACAUUUUGGUCCUGGUCUCUCUUGGAAUACCUUAUACAAUGGCAUCUUUUGGGUGGUAUAACAGCUUCAAUGAUUUUGGAUGCAAGUUUUUCCCCUAUGUUCGUGGGGUGGGCAGGGGAGUGUCCAUUGGCACCACCUGUCUCCUGGGUGUCUUCCAGGCCAUCACCAUCAGCCCCAGGAACUCCAGGUGGGCAGCGCUGAAAGGGAAAGCUCUCAAGUGCAUUGUCCCUUCAGUUGUCCUGUGCUGGGUCUUGCAGAUACUGGUGAAAAUCGUGUAUCCCUUGUUUCUGACUAGCGCUUUGAACAACAAAAACAUGACAACUAGAAAAAGUUUCAGAUACUGUUCUGCGGUUCGUCAUGACAAAACCAGAGACUCGUUGUAUGCAGUACUGUUAACAUUCACUGAUGUGUUAUGUUUGGGGCUCAUGAUCUGGGCCAGUGGCUCCAUGGUUUCUAUUCUGUACAGGCACAAGCAGAGGCUCCAACACAUUCUUAGGACCAACAUCUCCACAUCAUCACCUGAGUCCAAAGCCACCAAAACCAUCCUCCUCCUGAUGUGUGGUGACUGUGAUGAAGGACCAGAAGGCAAGCUGAGAACGAAGCACAAGCGGACACCCUGCAAAUUGAACCCUACAAGCACCGGCCUUUGGGAGUUGCCAUAG
Ailuropoda melanoleuca (giant panda) is the source of this 906-nucleotide messenger RNA. Its product is annotated as vomeronasal type-1 receptor 4. The record is from RefSeq and is a predicted model, not a curated record. Gene Ontology annotation, molecular function: pheromone receptor activity. Gene Ontology annotation, cellular component: membrane. Gene Ontology annotation, biological process: G protein-coupled receptor signaling pathway. The transcript is spliced from 2 exons. NCBI's taxonomy places the organism in Eukaryota, Metazoa, Chordata, Mammalia, Carnivora, Ursidae.